Aspergillus brunneoviolaceus CBS 621.78 is the source of this 993-nucleotide messenger RNA. RefSeq names its product malate dehydrogenase. Gene Ontology annotation, cellular component: cytoplasm. Lineage: Eukaryota; Fungi; Ascomycota; Eurotiomycetes; Eurotiales; Aspergillaceae. The record is from RefSeq and is a predicted model, not a curated record. The transcript has 8 exons. Gene Ontology annotation, molecular function: L-malate dehydrogenase (NAD+) activity. Gene Ontology annotation, biological process: tricarboxylic acid cycle; carboxylic acid metabolic process. The coding region runs from base 1 to 993 and encodes 330 amino acids.
AUGGUUAAAGCGGCUGUUCUCGGCGCAUCGGGUGGCAUUGGCCAGCCCUUGUCUCUCCUGUUGAAGACUUCUCCGCUGGUUGACGAACUCGCCCUGUACGAUGUUGUUAACACUCCGGGUGUCGCUGCCGAUUUGUCCCACAUCUCUUCUGUUGCUAAAAUCACUGGCUAUUUGCCGAAGGAUGAUGGCCUGAAGCAUGCCCUGACUGGAGCUGAUAUCGUUGUCAUCCCCGCUGGAAUUCCACGCAAGCCUGGAAUGACCCGCGAUGAUCUUUUCAAGAUCAACGCUGGCAUUGUGCGCGACCUGGUCAAGGGCAUUGCCGAGUUUUCCCCCAAGGCGUUCGUUCUGAUCAUCUCUAACCCCGUCAACUCAACGGUUCCCAUUGCCGCAGAGGUGCUCAAGGCCGCUGGCGUCUUUGACCCUAAACGCCUCUUCGGCGUGACUACCCUGGAUGUUGUACGCGCGGAGACUUUUACCCAAGAAUUCUCAGGCCACAAGAACCCAUCUGCUGUUAAGAUCCCCGUUGUGGGUGGCCACUCUGGUGAAACCAUUGUCCCACUGUUCAGCAAGGCUACGCCCGCCUUCCAGAUCCCAUCAGACAAGUAUGAUGCCCUGGUUAAUCGUGUUCAAUUUGGUGGAGAUGAGGUUGUCAAGGCUAAGGAUGGCGCUGGAUCUGCGACUCUAUCUAUGGCUUUUGCUGGUUUCAGAUUUGCCGAGAGUGUGAUAAAGGCUUCCCAGGGCCAGACGGACAUUGUCGAGCCCACAUUUGUGUAUUUGCCUGGAGUUCCCGGUGGUGACGAGAUUGUCAAGGCUACGGGCGUCGAGUUUUUCUCUACUCUUGUGGCUCUUGGGGCGAAUGGAGCAGAGAAGGCUAUUAAUGUCUUGGAGGGCAUCACCGACCAAGAGAAGAAGCUUCUUGAGGCUUGCAACAAGGGCCUGAAAGGCAACAUCGAAAAAGGCAUCGACUUCAUCCAGAAUCCUCCACCAAAGUAA